AUGACAGUGUUAGUCUCAGGCGCUACUGGUUUUAUUGCACAGCAUGUUGUUGACUCCCUAUUAAAGGCAAGCUAUAAAGUUAUUGGUACCGCCAGAACUCCUGCUAAAGCUGCAAAGUUACUAGAACAAUUCGGCCAUAACUCAAAUCUUUCUAUGGAGGUUGUUCCUGACAUAUCUAACAUAAAAGGAUUUGAUAAAGUGUUUGAAAAGCAUGGAAAGAAUAUUAAUAUUGUUUUGCAUACAGCUUCUCCUUUUCCAUUUAAUAUUACCCAAUUUGAAAAAGAUCUUUUAAUUCCAGCACGAAAUGGUACAAGGGGAAUCUUGGAAUCUAUUAAGAAAUAUUCAGCAGAUACUGUCGAACGUGUCGUAGUUACUUCUUCUUUUGCAUCUAUUUGGGAUUUCGAAGCCGCCCCAAAUAGAAAUUUUGUCUAUAAUGAAAAAAUGUGGAACCCAGCUAUAUGGGAAAGCGCACAAACUAGUGCCAUAAUGGCAUAUUGUGCCUCAAAAAAAUUUGCUGAAGAAACUGCUUGGAAUUUCCUACACGAAUAUGCAAAUAAAAUCAAUUUUAAGUUAACCACAGUUAACCCAGUAUAUGUAUUUGGGCCACAGAUGUUUAAAUCAAAUGUCAAAGAAACUUUAAAUACAUCAUGUGAAAUAAUUAAUAAAGUUUUAAAAUCUAACCCUAGAGAACAAUUAAGUUUAGAAAUUCCUGGAGAAUUUAUUGAUGUUCGUGAUAUUGCUAAAGCUCAUUUAGCAGCUUUUCAAAAAAAAGAAACGAUUGGCAAAAGAUUAUUAAUGUCUAAUGGAGCAUUUAGUGAACAGACAAUAUGUAAUUUGAUUAAUGAAGAAUUCCCACAAUUACAAGGAAAAAUUGCACCUUGGGCUAAGGAUAUUAAACUUGACACUGGAGAUGUUCCUUUUAGCAUUGAUAAUACAAUGACUAGAAAGUUAUUAGAAUGGGAUUUUAUUCCAAUAGAAAAGAGUGUGACUGAUACUGUGAGUCAGAUAAUUGAAGCUCAUAAGUAG
This is a messenger RNA of Henningerozyma blattae CBS 6284, 1026 nucleotides long. RefSeq names its product SDR family oxidoreductase. The transcript has a single exon. Lineage: Eukaryota; Fungi; Ascomycota; Saccharomycetes; Saccharomycetales; Saccharomycetaceae. The record is from RefSeq and is a predicted model, not a curated record. The coding region runs from base 1 to 1026 and encodes 341 amino acids. Gene Ontology annotation, molecular function: oxidoreductase activity, acting on the CH-OH group of donors, NAD or NADP as acceptor.